UUACAUUAACCUCAAAUAAACCAACCGUUUUUAAAACAUUGAAAUAAACAUUAAGAGACAAAAUGAGUGAAAUAAUAAAUUUGGACGAUGAAUCCAGUGAAGAUACAAUUAUAUUUGAUAACAAUAAAUCACAGGAAGAUGAAAUUGAACGUAUCUUGAAAAAAUAUUCGAAGAUCCAACAACCGUGUGAAUUUAAAAAAACACCUUUAGAUUUUAGUCUACAUGAUUUAAUUAACGACAACGGUUCAAAAAAUGAAAAAGUCACCGAAAAGUAUUCAAAAGUUGCAGGCCCAAGUGGAAUAAGCAAUUUUUAUUCACUUUCAGAUGAUGAUGAUGAUGAUUUAAUGAAUGUACCAAAAGAAAUUUGCCAAUUAGAUGAUGUUGAUACAAAACUUAAACAAAAAGCAGCAAAGCGAGUUAAAAUAACGUGUGAUAAGGAAACGAAAAUUCAUGCAGCAGAAAUACAAAAAUUGAGAAGGGAAGAGAAAAAAGAGAAACUAGCAAGAGAAAAAGCUAUGAAAAAUGCUUUACAAGUUGUUGAAAAAAGUAUAAAACCAGAUGAAUGUAUGAAGUUUAUUACUGUAAAUGUUGAUUAUGGAAUUUUUGAAAAAGACUUUGGUCCAAUAGUGAGAGAAACAUUAGAAAAAAGCACCAUGUCUUACAAAUCAAAAUCACAAAUUAUACCAAACACAAUCACUUGGACUAGAUCAGUGCAAACUUUAGUGAAUGAGGAACUCACUUCAGUACAGCAGGAUGAAAAACAUGCAUUAAUUUUGAUGGAGUGCGAUGAUUUUAUUAAUCACAUUGAAGAAAAUAAUUUAAAACAACAUAUACAAUCGAUUUAUACAAUCAAUGGCUUACAACAGUUAUCUUUGGGUGUUUUUGGAUUGGAAAAAUAUUACAAAACAUUAAAAACUAGAGAGAAGAGAAAUUUUCAAGUGGAAAUGCGACAAAAGACCACCUUUAGCAGAGACGAAGGUGUCUCCAAAGCUAAAAUUGAAUAUGCCCUUACUGAAUUACAAAUAAUGUGUAAGUGUUAUUUCAGAUCUUUAGACAGCUAUGAAGACGUUUCAAUGUUUCUUAUGGAGUGUACGAAAUCUGUCGCUCAAAUUCCUUACAAACUGAAAAAACAAGAAAAAUACGACAACGAAACCGAAUAUUUCGCUGGGGAUAAUAAAGACUGUGUCCAAGUAGACAAAAACGGCAAUGGCUUGUCGAGAUUGUGGACGCAAAUGUUGACGAUGUUUCCACUGGCCAGGCUUGAAACUGCCGAAGCUAUUACUGCUGUUUAUCCAAAUCCUCGCUCAUUAAUUGAGGAUUACGCCCAGUGCGAUGAGGAAACAGGCGAGCAGUUGUUGCAGGAAUUGAGGGUUAGAAGGGCGGCAGGUCUCAAUAGUACCGUUCGAAAAAUAGGUCCCGAAAUGAGCAGGAAAUUGUUUAAUUUUUUUACGGCGCGAGACAAUAUUAUGUUAUAAUCAGUUAACAAUUUUAAUCGUGUCUUUAUUAUGUGUAUACCCUUUUUAUGUAGUCUUUUUAAAAUGAACAUAUUUUUAUUAUUUUUUUUAUAAAACUUCUACUUUUUAUAUAUAUAUAUACCUACUGUA
Aethina tumida (small hive beetle) is the source of this 1604-nucleotide messenger RNA. It is a transcript of the gene mms4, whose product is annotated as crossover junction endonuclease EME1. Gene Ontology annotation, biological process: mitotic intra-S DNA damage checkpoint signaling; replication fork processing; resolution of meiotic recombination intermediates. The record is from RefSeq and is a predicted model, not a curated record. The coding region runs from base 63 to 1475 and encodes 470 amino acids. NCBI's taxonomy places the organism in Eukaryota, Metazoa, Arthropoda, Insecta, Coleoptera, Nitidulidae. Gene Ontology annotation, cellular component: nucleus; Holliday junction resolvase complex. The transcript is spliced from 5 exons.